Aplosporella prunicola CBS 121167 is the source of this 652-nucleotide messenger RNA. RefSeq lists its product as uncharacterized. The record is from RefSeq and is a predicted model, not a curated record. The transcript has a single exon. The coding region runs from base 249 to 599 and encodes 116 amino acids. Lineage: Eukaryota; Fungi; Ascomycota; Dothideomycetes; Botryosphaeriales; Aplosporellaceae.
UGUUGGUGUUGUGUGUGCGUGAGAGUGCGAGUGGAGCAGGGAUGGCCGGACCCCAAAUCGCGGCGGCGCGCGGGGCGGCGGAGUCAGACGUGAGCGUGAGAGGUCAGAGCGAUCAGAAACACAAAAAUAGAGUUGGUGCUCCGUGCACCGCCCCCGCCAGCUGUGGCCCGCGCUAUUCUUGUAGCACAUCUUGCUUUCUCUCUUUUUAAUCGACUUUUGCUUGUCGUUGUGCCCCCAAAAAAAGCAAAAUGUCCCCUCCGCCCCCGCCAGCCUCACCUGUCUACCAUCUUCACGGCCGCCCGGGUCACCGACAAAAUAGGUACAGUACAGUACAUACAAUCCGAUUCUCGCAACCCGGACCCCACGAGGCAGGCAAGCAAGCAAGCAGUACAUACACACAUACACACCCAACACGGCCUCGUACGAGCACCACUGACAAAUCACCCCUUCCUUCCCUUUCAAAUCCCUCUCUGCGCACCACUCGGACGUUGCAGCCUUUGCGCCACGGGUUUCUGCUGGUAUCGUAUGUACUUCAGCCCAUCGCGCCAGUGUAUCCUGGCGCGUCAAAUCAAAUAAAAUCAAAGCAUAAGUGUGAGUAGCAGUCGCUCUGCUCACAUCACGUCAAGCCAGCGACCCUAUAAGUACAGCACGC